CGCCCCGCCGCCGCUCGCUGAGCGAUUUGUCCCGCUGCAGGGCGGGGAAGCGGCUGCGUUGCUGUACCCGGGCGGAGAGCGAGGCGGCGGGGAGUUUGGGAUGCCGCUGCUGAGUCGCUCCCUGCACAGCCUGACUCCGGAUCCGCCAGCCAGGUUCUGACCGGUGCCGGAACAGAAGUUAAAGAGCCAAGAGCUGCCCUCGGAGACGGGGCUGCAGAAUAAUUUGUCACCAUGACAACAGAGACGGGCCCAGACUCAGAGGUGAAGAAUGCCCAGGAGGAGCCCCCGCAGCAGCAGCUGGAGGCAGCAGCAACCAGCCCAACCACGGUGACCACUGGCUCUGGCCCAAUGGCCAACAACCGGGAAGCUGAGGCCAACGAGAAGCCCAGAGCCCAGGCUGACUCCAGAAGUGCGGAGCCGGGCAUGGAUUUGGAGGAGAAGGACUACAGCGAAACAGACGGUCUGUCUGAGAAAACCACGCCCAGCAAGACCCAGAAAUCCCCCCAGAAAAUUGCCAAGAAGCUCAAGAGCGCCACCUGCAGGGUGACCCUGCUCGACGCCUCUGAGUAUGAGUGUGAAGUGGAGAAACAUGCCCGGGGCCAGGUGCUCUUCGACAUGGUGUGUGAGCACCUCAACCUCCUGGAGAAGGAUUACUUCGGCCUGACGUUCUGCGAUUCCGACAGCCAGAAGAACUGGCUGGACCCUUCCAAGGAAAUCAAAAAGCAGAUCCGCAGUGGCCCCUGGAACUUUGCUUUCACUGUUAAAUUCUACCCACCUGACCCUGCCCAACUCACAGAGGACAUCACAAGAUACUACCUGUGUUUGCAGCUGCGGGCUGACAUCAUCACGGGCCGGCUGCCGUGCUCCUUUGUCACACACGCCCUGCUGGGCUCCUACGCCGUGCAGGCCGAGCUGGGAGACUAUGACGCUGAGGAGCAUGUCGGCAACUACGUCAGCGAGCUGCACUUUGCACCCAACCAGACCAGGGAGCUGGAGGAGCGCAUCAUGGAGCUGCACAAGACCUACAGGGGCAUGACACCAGGCGAAGCGGAGAUCCACUUCCUGGAGAAUGCCAAGAAGCUCUCAAUGUACGGAGUCGACCUGCACCACGCCAAGGAUUCAGAAGGCAUUGACAUCAUGCUGGGCGUCUGUGCCAACGGCCUGCUGAUCUACAGGGACAGGCUGAGGAUAAACCGCUUUGCCUGGCCCAAGAUCCUCAAGAUUUCCUACAAGAGGAGCAACUUCUACAUCAAAAUCCGCCCUGGCGAGUAUGAGCAGUUUGAGAGCACCAUUGGCUUCAAGCUGCCCAACCACCGCUCUGCCAAGAGGCUCUGGAAGGUCUGCAUUGAGCACCAUACCUUCUUCAGGCUGGUGUCCCCAGAGCCGCCCCCAAAGGGCUUCCUGGUGAUGGGCUCUAAGUUCCGCUACAGCGGGCGGACGCAGGCCCAGACCCGCCAGGCCAGUGCCCUGAUCGACCGGCCUGCGCCCUUCUUCGAGCGCUCCUCCAGCAAACGGUACACCAUGUCUCGCAGCCUCGAUGGAGAGUUCUCGCGCCCGGCCUCCGUCAGCGAGAACCACGACGGAGGGGCGGAGCCCGAGAGGCUGGACGAGGACAGCGAGUACAGCGGGUGGCGACGCUCCGAGGCAGAGGAUGAGGUUGAGGAAGUGACGACCCCGACAAAAAUCAAGGAGCUGAAGCCGGAGCAGGAAACCACCCCCAGGCACAAGCAGGAGUUUUUAGACAAACCAGAAGACGUUUUACUAAAGCACCAGGCCAGCAUCAAUGAGCUGAAGAGGACGUUGAAGGAGCCCAACAGCAAGCUGGUUCACAGGGACCGGGACAGGAGGCUGCCUUCAUCACCCGCCUCUUCCUCACCCAAGAAUGAAGAUGAGACACCAAAGGGGACCCCGGAGAAGGCCAGUGAGAGGAUUGAAGAGGAUUCGCUAGAGGAGUUAUCAGCCGAGCAUGGAGCUGCCUUAUCCAUGGAGUCUUUCACCCAGAAAAGCCUUGCCUCUUCUCCUGAGGGUUCAGAGCAUUGGGUAUUUGUAGAGAGAGAAACCUCUAGGCUGGAAGAGCUUGCUUUAGAGAAAGCUGUUGGAACCAAGAAAGAAGACAUACGUACAGGUCCUUCAGAGGAGCAAAUAAGUGUGAGCUUAUCAAAAGUGGACAUUGCAGUAGGGGAAGCCAAAAAAGCAGUAGCACAAGAGGAACCAGCAAGUGUGAAACUGGAUACCCAUGCAAGAGACAAAAUGUUUGCUAGUCCAGAGGAUUUUGAGUCUGUGUGGGAGGAUGAAGUAUCUGAGAGCGAAAUCAGAGAAGACCCCCUUUUGGAGGCAGAAAGCCAGCCAUCUGAGAAUGGCAAAGAGCAGAAGUCCAAGGAGGGAAAAGAAGAGGUGAUAACUAAUGAACUUGAGCAACCAGCUGGCUCUUUGGAAGAUCAAGCUGAGCAAAAUCAACAACUUGAAGAUUCCCAAGCAGAUGAAAGACCAAGGUCUGAGCCUUCUGGGCCAGAACCUCCAAAGAAAGAAAGGAAGGCUAUCAUGCAAGAGCCUGGGUCUGUCUCACCAGCUUCAGAUAAGGAAGAGUCCAUAAUACCAAGCCCAACCUCCGAGGGUGUUAAAGCUAGUGUGGAGUCUAAUGAUGACAAGACAAUAUCUUCUGCUGCAGAGAGGAUCUUUUACUUAAGAGCUACAGAAGGAGACAAAAAGGAGAGUAAAAUCCAUCUCAGACUGGAAGAGGAAGAAAAGCCUUGUUCUGCUGAAAAAGAGGGCCUGAAGCCCAAAACAGACCUUUCCAAUGAAAAAAGGAAGAGUCCUGAGCUUGAACCAGCAUCUGAUCCAACAGCUAUAAGGGGAAAGGACAAGUUCCAACCCACUUCCUCAGCAGGUGGCCAACCAAAAUCAGAGCUGGAUGAAUCAGUUGUAGAAUCAGACCAAGCUGAGAAGCUUAGCAAAAAGACACACCCCCUAGGACACUGUACUGCAGAGAAGGGGGCAUAUGCACCAGAGGAAGAGGAGUCUGCUGGGUCAAUAGACAGUGAAUCGACAGGUGGAACUGAAUCUGAGUCACGCUCUGCAGCAAAGGAAUCGAGAGACAAGGACCCACAAGAACUGAUGGCAGAAUUAAAGCUUGGUUCCCUCCCCAGGGAAGGUGGAGAGACUGAGCUCUCUCAAGAGCAGGGCAAGAGAUACAGUGCAGCACAAAGCUCCAUCCUGGCAGAAGGCCUGAAAGGGUCAGAAAAACAGGACAUGUGGAAAGGGGAAGCAACUUCCAAUGUGUCAGGGACUGGAAAAGAAACAACUGAGCUGGGAGAAAGAGAAAUGUCAAAAAUGAUUCUUCAGAUGGAAGCCAUAGAGAUUAAACCAACCCCCAUUAACCCCCUAUGGCAGCAUCCUCCCAGCACAACAGAAAGUCCAGAGGAAGAGAAAUUAAGCCAGCCCACUGCGGGCGAGCCGCCCCAGGACACAGGCCCCAAGGCGGGCGAGCUGCCCCGGGACGCAGGCCCCAAGGCGGGCGAGCCAUCCUGGGACACAAGCCCUGCUGAGGGUGAGCCGCCCCAGGACACCGGCCCCAAGGCUGGUGAGCCACCCCAGGACACCAGGCCUGCCGAGGGCAAGCCACCCCGGGACACAGGCCUCAAGGCAGGCAAGCCGCCCCAGGACACAGGCCCUGCUGAGGGUGAGCCGCCCCAGAGCACAGGCCCCGAGGCUGGCGAGCCGCCCCAGGACACCGGCCCCGCCGUGGGUGAGCAGCCCCAGGACACCGGCCCCGCCGUGGGUGAGCCACUCAGGGACACAGGCUCCAAGGUCGGUGAGCCUCCCCAGGACAUAAGCUUCAAGGCAGAUGAGCUACCCCAGGACAAAGGCCCUGCCACGGGCGAGCAACCACAGGAUAAACCUCCUUCAGAAGAAGAAACUGAAGCCUUCCCUACAGGCUCUCCUGUAAAAGGAUCACCUCAUGGGGACAAGGAGUUGUCACUGCCUGUUGUUGCCACAGCUGAAGGCGGGAAACCUACCAACUGGAAACAAAAGCCAGAGUCUGGGCCUUUGAAGUCAAUUGCAGGUGGGGUGAAAGUCCCAUCUCAGGAGCCUGAGGAGGCACCUGUGGAGCUGGCUUCACCCUCCCUCACCACUGGCUGGCAGGGCUCACUGGGACAUGACAGUGAGAUAUAUGAAAAAACCUCUGUGGCUUCUAAAAUUAAGCUGUUUGAACAAGGUGGCACUUGCGGCCCAGUCUCUGAUGAACGAAAAAGAGCAGCCCAAGAGCAGCCCCGAGAGAGUGAAACCAAGAGACCAUCUAAACCAACAGAGGUGCAGAUAGAGCCACCACGGGCCAUGGGCCUAGUCAUGUCUCCCACACCCUCGGUCACUUCAGAUGACAGAGCCAGGCAUGCUGGGGAAGUGUCUGGUGUGGGAUGCCUAAUCACUGCACAACGGGCAGCCACAGGAAAGUCUUCCCAGCCUCCGUCUUUGAAGGAAGGUGUUUCCACCGAUUCAGAGCACAGAGGAGAAGGCACCAGGCUUGCUUCCCCUGAUUCCGGCUGUGAAAUCACCCUGACAGAAGCUGUGAGCAAAUCUCAGGAACCAAUUUGGGAAGAAAAGGAUUUAUUUGACCCAUCAGUAAAAGCCGCCCCAAAAGAAGAGGUUUUAAGGACUGCUAUUCCAGUGGUCUCCCAGAGAGCGGGAGCGAGGGAGGGCGCAGAGGAGAAAGUGAAGCCACCUCGGCACAGGGCUCCUGAGAGCGACACUGGGGAUGAGGAGCAAGACCAGGAGAGGGAUUCAGCCUUUCUGAAGGACAACCAUCUGGCCAUCGAGCGAAAGUGCUCGAGCAUCACGGUCAGCUCAACCUCCAGCUUGGAAGCCGAGGUAGACUUCACUGUGAUCGGCGACUUCCACAGCACAGCCUUUGAAGACUUCUCCAGAAGUCUGCCUGAGCUCGAUAAAGACAUGAGUGAGAGGGAAGCUGAAGGUGCGAUUUCCUCCCAGGAUACUGACAAAGCAGCUCCUGGCCAAGAAGAAGAUGCCAAGGAAGGGGCGCAGGGCUCUCACCAUAUCCCAGAAGUGUCCCACUUUGAGUCAUCCGUUCUGAAAACAGAGGCUGUGACUGUCAGCUCGGUGACUGGCACGAAGAAAGCAGAACCAGAGGUCUCCGUACACCACAGAGUCACCACGGCGGAAACACAGGUCGACAGAGGCACUCUGGGCGGAAAAGAGACAACAGCCACGUCCCACAUCGUCACUACAGAAAGCAUAUCAGUGACCUCAGAUCACAGUACCAAGCCUGGGAAGGGAAUGAGCCCCGCUACUGAACUUCGCUCCAUGUCUCCGAUCACCAGCAGCUCUGCUGGGAAGGAAGUUCUCACCAGCAUAUUUGGUGCCACUGCCGAAACCCUCUCCACCUCCACCACUACCCAUGUUACCAAGACUGUGAAAGGAGGGUUUGCGGAGACCAGAAUAGAGAAACGGAUCAUUAUUACGGGAGAUGAAGAUGUGGAUCAAGACCAGGCAUUAGCUUUGGCAAUCAAAGAGGCAAAACUACAGCACCCUGACAUGCUGGUAACCAAAGCUGUGGUAUAUAGAGAAACAGAACCAUCUCCAGAGGAAAGGGACAAGAAACCUCAGGAAUCUUGACCGCCAUGUUCACAGAAGUUGGCAUCUCUGUUCAAACCCAACUUGGAGAACAAUGAAGAAGGGGCCUUCCUGCUGGAUUCCUCAACGAGACCUAGAUGUCCUGGUUGCAACGUUAAUGGCGAGAGACAAAAUUUUUUAAAAAAGGAAUAGCAAAUAUAA
This is a messenger RNA of Chelonoidis abingdonii (Abingdon island giant tortoise), 5790 nucleotides long. Lineage: Eukaryota; Metazoa; Chordata; Testudines; Testudinidae. The record is from RefSeq and is a predicted model, not a curated record.